AUAUUUUGCACGGAAAGCAACAUUUUGUUCAUCAUACCAUAAAUUACCGUUACAAUGCUAUAAAACAAUAUUAAUACUAAGAUUUUUUUUAAGUGAAAUAUCCGAAUUUCAAAACUUUAAAAAGCUUCAAAUAUUGCGUUGACUUCCCUGGGCAUAGAGUAGCAAUGUCAGUUCACUCUCAGCGAUCGUGGCAAUCGGACGUUCGUUCAGUUUCUCCUCGUUUCGUGUACGAUCAGUGAAGCUAUUGGUCAUUUUCAGCUACCUGCACAAAGAGUGGACCGCACCAUUGUGUUGAAAGUGCAUUGUUAAAGAACAAAGUUGCUCGGAUACUUGUGUGUAUUUCGGUGGUUGACCUUGAUAUUUUUUUGUGAUCCUCAGCUGUAGAACCUUAAGCCUUUGCAGCUAAGUGUAUUCAGGUGAAAGGCUAGUGGCAGACACCUAGGUGCCUGCCACGACCAGUGCGAUGGCCUCAGGGCCAUCCCCUGGGGCGGGAAGUCUAUACGAUCCCCCUGACAAAAACUCUCAACAAAUGAAUUGGGCAAAAUCGGUUAAUGAUGUACCACAGACGGUUGAUGGUAGCUUUGCUGGCAGACGUGUUCCAGAAUGGAUGGAUCCACUCAAUGGUGAAUUAUCGAUACUAGUGAUGGCACCGGCGCAAGAACAAGGCACACUUCCAGAUAACCCUUGGUUAGUCAGAAAAUCCAUUGAAAGUUCUGUCGGUAACAUCGAGGACGCCCGACCCGAGAAUAGAGGAGCCAGGUACAUCCUGAAGGUGAGACAGGUUAAACAAGUUCAAAAAUUAUUGAAUCUGCGGGAGCUCACUGAUGGUACUAAAGUUAAGAUCGAUUUUCAUCAAACCUUAAACAUCAGGAAAUGUACAGUAUCAUGCCCAUAUGGUCUCUCGAUGACUGACAACGAGUUGCUUGAAGAACUUCAGUCUCAGCGAGUUGUUGAGGUAAAGCGUUUUUUGAGACGGGAUCCAAAAAAUAAAGAUAAUCUGCUCCCAACACCAACAUGCUUGAUUUCGGUCCAGGGAACUACACUACCGGAGUUUUUCUACUUCGGAUACGUCAGAGUUAAAACUAGAGCAUACUAUCCAAAUCCUCUACAAUGUGGAAAAUGCUACCGAUUCGGCCAUACUAAACGCAAUUGCCAAGAAGGGUCCAUCUGUCCGGAAUGCUCACUUGAGCAUGAAUAUAAUCAUCCUUGUCUUGCUGAAGCCCAUUGUGUUAACUGCAAAGGGCCACAUAGCGCUCGAGCAAGGGAAUGCCCAGUCAAAAUGGCGGAAUCGAAGAUAGUACGUAUCAAGGUCGACGAAGAUGUAUCAUACCCAGAAGCACGUAAGCGAUAUGACAUGAGACAGAAAUAAUCUAUUCAAGAGAGGCUGGAAGCACCAAAAGGACCUGAGCUAGUGAAGUUGCUAGAACUGAAGGACCAAGAAAUCGCAAAUCUCCGGCGAUUACUCGAGAAGUUAAUCAACGAAGUAGCAGAAUUGAAGAAGGACAAAAUCGGACAAUCUUACAUUUCUCAGCGCACCGGAAAAACUCAAGAAGGAUCUCUGAGCAGUCAGGAAGAAAAUCUGCAAGACGAAUCGCAAUACAUGGAAACCGAAGUGAGGACGGAUAACAAAACUACGAAACGACGUCAACCAAACUCGAUUCCAAACUCUCCUAACGGUAAUCGUAUGGCUCCACCAACAAAGAAAUUGUUGGAAAAUGGUAAAGAUCAAACUAACAAUCGCUUACUAACAUCGUCUAACGAUAGUAAACUUGAUUUUUCUCGGAUAGACAUAUCACCUGAUCGUGAUAUGGAUACAGAUCAGGCUUAAAGAUAACAACUGUCAGUAGUCUAUCAGCUUCAAUAUUAUUUCAACAUCAUUUUCAACCCAUCAACUAACGAUUCUAAU
This is a messenger RNA of Aedes aegypti (yellow fever mosquito), 1906 nucleotides long. RefSeq lists its product as uncharacterized. NCBI's taxonomy places the organism in Eukaryota, Metazoa, Arthropoda, Insecta, Diptera, Culicidae. The record is from RefSeq and is a predicted model, not a curated record. The transcript has a single exon. The coding region runs from base 464 to 1369 and encodes 301 amino acids.